AUGGCCGCCUCAAUCUGGACUGUUCUUUCCCUCUAUGCAGUCGCCGCAGCGGCAGCGACAAAUUGUUCUAUACCAUCCAUCUUUGUGGACAUCCAUAACCGAGCGGUCGACGGCGGCGUCACGUUCCAGUAUGGUCUUUUCACAGGCAUCGGCAGUCCCACAUCCCAGAAUUUAUCACAAUGGCCCACCUUUCACAAUGAGACCACAGUAGGAAAUCUCGACUAUUGCAGCAGGAGCCCCUUCAAAGACUGUGUCACCCAGAGCCACGGUUUCUACUCUCCAGAGCUUUCCAAGACAUACUCGUCCGGUGCAUCCUAUCGAUCUCUCGACAGUCUGGGUUCCAUCCCAGCAGACGUUGUCGAGACCGCCUUGGACACUUUCAAUCUCUUCACCCACUACUACGACCCCUCUCCACCGAAUGUCACUCACCUCACCGAAUUCCCGGUCACAGUUCUAUCCAAUUACUCCUCAAACUCCACGACGUGGUUCGGCCCCGCAGGACUUGUAGGGUUGGGUCCUUCCAGCACCCUCCUGCAGCAUUUGUACGACCAGCACUUCAUCUCGACCCGGUCUUUUGGAUUGUACGUAGGCACGGCGUAUGAGCCGGCCAACGGUGCAAUCAAUGGCUCACUCGUUCUCGGCGGCUAUGACUCGGGUCGGUUUGAAGGCGACGUCCACAACUACUCUAUCAGUCCUGCUUGGCCUGACGCAGGUCAUAGCCCUUUCAAGGUCUCGGUCGCACAGUUGACUCUUACCGCUGCCGAUGGGAAGAAGACGGAUCUGCUCAAUGCCGUGUUCGAUGCGUAUGUUACAACCUCUCAAUACGAGCUCGACCUCCCGAGAGUCGUCACCCAGAAAUUCGUCGACGAGACCGGUGCCACGCCCACGGAUGUUGGGAACCCUAUACUGCGGCUUCCAGACAACUUCGACUCGACGCUGACCGUCUCUCUCGAGGGUGGGCUCAAUAUGACCUACGAUGCGGAAUGGCUCCGCAACGUGUCCAACAACUCUCCCUUUUCAGCCAAGUCGAUUGCUUCUUCUGCUUCUUCUGCUUCUUCUGCUUCUUCUGCUUCUUAUAACAGCCAGAACGGGACGACCGACACGGACGUUGGCGUUCUGGGGUCCGCAUUUCUUUCGUACCUCUAUCUCAUCGCGAACUACGAUGCGAAACCGCCAACGUUCCACCUUGCCGCCGCCCGUCCAAACGGUCCGUACGUGAUGACUCAGACUCUUUGUGCGGACACAGCCCCGGUGGCUGCAAAAACUAGCAAGAUAUCGUCUUUCACUAGAGCCGGCCUCACUGGCGCGAUCGUGGGUGGCAUCGUGGGGGGCAUCGGCUUGACAUUCUUUGCCUACUGGCUGUUCCGCAAAUGGUCGCAAAGUCGCCUGCAACGAAAACAGCGCGCUGCCAGCCCGAAGAGCAGAAGUAUUGAUGUCGGAAAAGGCAAGUCCUCGUACGACCGAGACAGCGAAAGCAGCGAGAUGGCCACGUUCGGAUUCAACUUCAACUCGCACGGCCACCAGCAGUAUCAGAACUACCUGCAAAGUCAAGCUCAGGGCCAAGGGCAAGCAGCACAACCACAACCGCAGCCACUAUCAGAAUCACAAUCACAAACUCCACAACGUCCGCAGCUGCAGCAGUAUGCCUCCCACGAGAGUGACUACGGCCCCGAGACUCGGGCGCAAGAAUACUUGCGCUCCCGCGACGACGCCUACACGACCGCGGGCCCUCUUACCCCUGCAACAGGCGUACCUUUACUGAACUCGCAGGAUGUUCCUGGGCAAUCGGAGCCAAGGCCAUUCAUGCAUCACAGCUUAUCCGGCUCACGGUCCCAGACCCAAACCUCGCAGCUGCAACUACAGCCCGAGAUGGGAACGGGAACGGCAACGGCCUUUCCUCGACCGCGAAAGAGCAGCGAGCCCGCCCAGCGCAUGGUCCUGGGUUUGAAUCUGAAAACCGAAUUCGAUCCUCCGCCGGGGAAAGGGCCCAGUGGCGCCACACGCAAAGCCGGCGGUAGGAAGAAGGAGAGUCUGUUGAAGAGAGUCUUCCCUCCGCCGAGCGGGGUGUAG
Molecule: messenger RNA, 2070 nt
Organism: Capronia coronata CBS 617.96
Lineage: Eukaryota; Fungi; Ascomycota; Eurotiomycetes; Chaetothyriales; Herpotrichiellaceae
Exons: 2
Coding region: 1-2070 (689 amino acids)
Source: RefSeq, a predicted model, not a curated record